Ceratitis capitata (Mediterranean fruit fly) is the source of this 2525-nucleotide messenger RNA. RefSeq names its product monocarboxylate transporter 10 (gene kar). Lineage: Eukaryota; Metazoa; Arthropoda; Insecta; Diptera; Tephritidae. The transcript is spliced from 5 exons. Gene Ontology annotation, biological process: transmembrane transport. The record is from RefSeq and is a predicted model, not a curated record. Gene Ontology annotation, molecular function: monocarboxylic acid transmembrane transporter activity. Bases 383 to 1999 code for a protein of 538 amino acids.
AUUUAUGCACAUUUGUAUGUAUAAAAAUAUAUUUGUGCACUUGUAGGAAUAUUGUAUUUCGAGCGCCUCUCUCAAAACUCGGCGCUGUAUCACAUAAAAAAUCGCUUUUAUUCUGCAUUCGACAUUUGACUACGACAGUGUUGAAUUGAAUGGCUUUUCGAUAAUAACAUAUUUCUCGGUGCGUGAAUGAACAAUUACAAAACUUUCGUAAAGUGAAUCGGACUCUGUGUUAUUUUGUAUCAAUUGUGAAGUAAAAUCAUAUUUAAUUUAUUAAAAUCAAUGUUGGAAUUGAAAUCGAUUAGUCAACAAUAAUUCCUUGCCGUCGAGAGCACGUGCCACGUUCUAGUUAUUAUUUAUUAUAUGAGAUUAAGACUUAUACAGUAUGGCCGAAAGUCAACCCCUUAGUGAAUCGGCAAAAACAAAAGACGGUAUUGCCCCACAAGUUAAUGGAACCCGUAUCAUCGAAUCAGGGAGAAAUACCAAUAGAACGGCUAUAAAGCAAAGCUUUUCGGAAGAACACAUUGAAGCGCCGUGUUGCAGAGAUAUUCAUGGUCGAAAUGAACCGCCGGAUGGCGGGAUGAGAGCUUGGUUAGUAAUGGUUAGUGCAUUUGUAUGUAAUGGUGUAAUAUUUGGAACUAUUAACACCUAUGGGAUCAUCUACGCCCUUUUGACGGAUCGCCUCACCACACAAGGCGAAAAAGAAGCAUCAAGUAAAGCUGCACUGGUUGGCUCUUUGACCAUCGGCACAACGUUCCUGCUCUCACCAAUUGCUGGAGUACUCACCGAUAAAAUUGGUCUGCGGUUGACUACUUUGAUUGGAGGCUUACUCUCCGCUGCUGGCCUGCUGCUUUCAUCUUUUUUUACGCACAAUAUCCAAGCUUUGUAUUUGACAUAUGGCGUUAUGUUCGGUCUGGGUGCUGCAUUGGCUUACACUCCAACGUUAGCAAUUUUGGGGCAUUAUUUUAAAAGAUAUCUGGGAAAAGUAAGUGGGUUCGUAACAGCUGGCUCUAGUGUAUUCACAGCAAUAUUACCGCCGGGCUUAGAUUAUCUGUUAAGAGGAUAUGGACUUCAAACUACAUUAUGGGCGAUGAGUUUGAUUUCUUGCUUCAUAAUUAUUUGCUCUUUUGUUUAUAAGCCCCUGCGUCCUCCGCCGAUACCACCACAGAAGAAACCUGGCCGUUCUCGGAUAAAUACGAUUCUACGCUCAACUAUCAAUGUGGAUAUAUGGAAGAGAAAGAAGUACGUUAUAUGGGCGUUGUGCGUUCCAAUGGCUUUGUUUGGUUACUUUGUGCCUUAUGUGCAUAUGAUUAAAUUCGUACAAACCACAUUCCCAGGUAAAGAUCCGAAUUUGCCAGUGAUGUGCAUUGGUGUGACAUCCGGCAUUGGCCGAUUAAUAUUCGGAAUAAUCGCUGACCUGCCCAGAGUGAACCGUAUAUAUUUGCAACAGUUAGCGUUGGCAUGUAUCGGUGUGGUUACAUUACUACUGCCAUUAACAAGCUCCUACGUACUGCUCAUUGUUUUCACAUUAAUAAUGGGCCUCUUUGACGGCUGCUUUAUUUCUCUUCUGGGCCCAAUAGCAUAUGAGAUAUGUGGACCUUCCGGUGCGACACAAGCUAUUGGCUUUCUGUUGGGAAUGAGCUCUCUGCCGCUAACUAUUGGACCACCAAUAGCCGGUUGGAUUUAUGAUAAAACUGGCACAUAUACGACGCCACUGAUUCUGGCAGGAAUACCGCCCAUAUUAGGAUCCACAAUAAUGUUUUUAAUAAGAUGUGUUCGUGAAGACGAUAAUUACGAAAAAAAAAUCUCAAGGAACACCAAUACUGAUUUGGAGAAUACUGCAGACAUACCAAAGAACACUUGGGAAAACAACGAACAAAAUUUCAUUGUACCGUUGUUGAGAGAAUCUGAUGAUACAAAAGAGGCCGAUGGAAAGGCAGACACGAUGCUCAAAACGAGUUCUUCCGAAUCAGCGCCACAUUCUGAAGUUGGUCGAUUCUAGGAUGGAGGAUUGAAAUUCACACACAUAUCUGGUUGUUAAAUAAAACAUGUAUAUAAUAUAAGCUUAGCUUAUGGAUUCCUAGUGCCUUCAGGGAUUUUAUUGAAACACAUACAUAUGUAUAUAUAUAAUUUUACUUAACUGUAUUCGUGCAUUAGCACAUACGACCGAUUUUAUUAGAUGCAACGCUUCUAUAAAUGCCAUACAUAUCAGCUGAAACAUUGAUUAUGCAAUAGUUCAUUAAAAUACUUGAGAUACCUAUUGACAUUACAUUUUUACAAGCAUUAAUAUACUUACAAUAUAUUAUAUUAUAUUAAGGAAACCAAAAAGUCGAAUUUCGAAAUAAGAAUUUUUGUUGUUUUUUCAGUCUUAUUUUCAAAUCAGGUUUAUUUAAUAUAUUUUAAGCAACAAUAUGAUAUUUAUAUAGUUCAAAGUAGCAGAAAGAAUUAUUUAAUUUAAUAGUAUGAAUAAUGUAAAACUUCGUCAAAUCGGAAAUACAUACAUACAUGCCAUUUAUAACAAACUUAAA